AUGGAGGACUGGACAUGGAGACUGGAGAGCCCAUUCUCAUUGUAUCGAAAGAUCUUCGAGAGCAUCAUCGAGACGUGCUCUGAACGCAGAAAUGUGCUGCAAAAUCUCAUCGGUUUUAUUUCCGAAGACAAAGAGCAAUGUGGAACCGAGAAAAUCCCGUUGACGUUGAUUGUGGCAAAGAAAAUGAUCUAUAGGAAUUGUCCGCAACAUCGAGAACACUAUCAACGCAUCUGUUUCAUUCACGAUUUGUGCUACGGAGCCGUGCUCAAGAAAACCCAUACGAAAGAGCAAUGUGAUCAGAGUUUCUGUGACAUGUUGAGCUAUAUGACAAAAAGCACCGACAAUAACCCGAAAUGUGCCGAAGUUGGCGACAACUUUUGCGCAAUUGUGCAAUCGUACAACUAUUUCUCCGAUGGUGAUUCACAAAUCGGCAACACAACCAUAUCCAGCCAGACCACCGAAAGAAAUCCUUAUAUU
This is a messenger RNA of Mesorhabditis belari, 477 nucleotides long. Lineage: Eukaryota; Metazoa; Nematoda; Chromadorea; Rhabditida; Rhabditidae. The record is from the annotation of a GenBank genome assembly.